Fusarium vanettenii 77-13-4 is the source of this 789-nucleotide messenger RNA. RefSeq lists its product as uncharacterized. The transcript has a single exon. Lineage: Eukaryota; Fungi; Ascomycota; Sordariomycetes; Hypocreales; Nectriaceae. The record is from RefSeq and is a predicted model, not a curated record. Bases 1 to 789 code for a protein of 262 amino acids.
AUGGUUUCGCAAAAGUUGUUUGCUGCGUUUGCGGCUUUGAGCUUUGUCGCUGGGUCUGAGGCGGCGCUGUGUAGACCAAAGUCUAGCACCAGCGUGGAUAUAACUUCGUCUUCAACUGUUGAGACGUCUUCUGUUGCGACUGUUUCGACUGACAGUACCACGGUUGCUACUACAACUACCGAGUCUGCAUCCUCGACGAUCGAGUCCUCUUCUACUGUCAUCACCGUCUCAACCGAAAGCACUACACUCGCUACAUCCACCACCCAAGCCGCCUCAUCGACUACUUCAUCCGCCGAGCCUAUUAUCACCAACAUCCUCAUCAACGGCGACUUCAACGACGGCCGCACCAUCGACCCCUGGACGUCUGGCCUCAACGGCGGCACUGACGGCCUCAGCCUCGACCCGGACACCCAGGUGCAAGGCUGGUCUCUCGCCCUCUCCACGACAGGAUCCCUGACCAGCUACUACGUCUUCAACACGCUCGACGCCUCACGAAUCGUGCCGGGCGCGGGAUACGAUCUCUCGGCGUAUGUCGAUCUCGCCUACAACUUUGGCGGCGGCUACGGAUGUGACAGUGUUGACAUCUACUGUGUGUGGGGAGGACUUAAUCAGGCAGAGGGUCAUACGUCGGCUACAACUACAGAUGGAAGGUUUCAGGAGCUGACGACGACGUGUCGAUGGACGGAGGAGCAGGCUGGGGAUAACCCCAAGGUCUUGUUCAAGUUUGAGUGUGCUAAUGCGUAUUCGCACAUCGACGAGGUGACACUGGUUGGGCCUUUGGCUCAGUAG